Molecule: messenger RNA, 1332 nt
Organism: Dromiciops gliroides (monito del monte)
Lineage: Eukaryota; Metazoa; Chordata; Mammalia; Microbiotheria; Microbiotheriidae
Product: laforin-like
Exons: 2
Coding region: 142-1167 (341 amino acids)
Biological process (GO): protein dephosphorylation
Cellular component (GO): nucleus; cytoplasm
Molecular function (GO): protein tyrosine phosphatase activity; protein tyrosine/serine/threonine phosphatase activity; carbohydrate phosphatase activity
Source: RefSeq, a predicted model, not a curated record
AUUCACGGCUGACGUUUUCCUCGCUCAGCGUCAGUGCCGGGAGGGUCCCGGCGGCCUAGAGGAGAGGAAGAAGAGGAGAAGGAGAAGAAGGCAGGGCCGGAGCCGUUCCUCCUGAGCCGGUGACUCGGUGGGCUCGCGGCGAUGCGGUUCCGUUUCGGGGUGGUGGUGCCUCCCGCCGUGGCCCAGGGCCGUCCGCAGGUGCUGGUGAUGGGCUCUCCGCCCGAGCUGGGGCGUUGGGCGCCUCAGAAGGCCGUGCCCAUGAAGCGGGCGGGCGUCGGGGUCGGGCCCGAGGCGAUACGCGGGCUGCAGGAGCCAGGCCUGUGGCUCGCGGAGGUGGAGCUGGUCGGGGAGCUCCCGGCGGAAGCCCAGGGGCAGCAGCAGCAGCAGGGAGAGCAACCGCAGCUGGUGGCAGUGCCCGAUGUCCUCGCUACGUUCUGUUACAAGUUCCUAAAGAAGGAGCCAGGAGGAGAGUUCUCCUUCGAAGGUAAUGGUCCUCAAUAUGAGCGCUACAGUAUUUACUCCGAAAGCAACAUGGUAGAUGGCGUGUACUGUCUCCCAAUUGCACACUGGAUUGAGGCCGCUGGGCAUAGGGAUGAUUUCAGUUGUAACAUUGCAGGCCAUCAAGCCAUGCAUUAUUCACAAAUCCUCCCAAACCUCUUUUUAGGAAGCUGCCCUCGCCAGUUGGAGCAUGUAACUAUCAAGAUAAAGCGUGAAUUAAGGGUGACAGCAGUAAUGAAUUUUCAGACCGAAGGGGAUAUUCUGCAGAAUUCAUCAGGCUGCAAUCCCUACCCAGAGCCCAUGAGCCCAGGCACCAUGAUCAGGCUCUAUAAAGAAGAAGGAAUUGAGUACAUAUGGUUGCCUCCACCAGACGGGAGUACUGAAGGGACAGUGAAGAUGUUGCCUCAGGCCGUCUCUUUCCUCCACUGCCUACUUCAGAAAGGUCACACCGUCUACAUACACUGCAAUGCUGGUAUUGGAAGAUCCUCGGCUGUCGUGUGUGGCUGGCUCAAAUAUGUCAUGGGCUGGAAGCUGAGGAAGGUGCAGUACUUCCUCAUGGUCAAAAGGCCUGCUGUGCAUAUCGAUGAAGAGGCUCUGUCACGUGCAGAAGGAGAUUUCAAUCAGAGAUUUGGGAAGCUUUGUCUCCCCUUAAGUAAUCUUAAUGUGUAAAACCACCAGCUUUUCCCUAAAAGCUCCUGUCAGAUAAUCAUAAGAUGAUUUGAAGACAGAAUCUUGUUAAACAGUAUUGUGGUAUGCUUUGAUACUACUAUUUAUUGUUGUUGUUAUUGUUGUUAUUAUUAUUAUUAGUCAGAAAUCUAUUUUCUCUGGAGCACC